UCGGUUCGUGUCAGGAAGUGACCGACGGAAGACAGAGCUGGCACACCGGAAGGUGUCACCGGAGCGCUUCCGAGGAACACAUUCAUUCUACUCAGACAACAACAAAUCUACUAUUUCAGCGUUUAACCCUCAGCUGCCGUGAGGACCAGAGCCUGCUCGCCAUGUCCAGCGCUCCGGCGGUGAGGGUCAGCAUCGAGUCCUCCUGCGAGAAGCAGGUGCAGGAGGUGGCUCUGGACGGGACGGAAACCUACGUCCCCCCUCUGUCCAUGUCCCAGAACCUGGCCAAGUUAGCUCAGAGGAUCGACUUCAGUCAAGGAUCCGACUCUGAAGAGGACGGACCGGACGGCGAGUCCAGGGACCAGGACCGGGACCGGGACCGGGAGUGGGGCAAGCAGGAGGUCGAAGAGGAGGAAGGCACGGUGAAGUUCCAGCCCUCCCUGUGGCCCUGGGACUCGGUGAGGAACAACCUGCGCAGCGCCCUGACGGAGAUGUGUGUCCUGUACGACGUUCUCAGCGUGGUGAAGGAGAAGAAGUACAUGGCUCUAGACCCGGUGUCUCAGGACCCCUCGGCCGCCAAGGCGCCGCAGGUGUUCCAGCUGAUCAGCAAGAAGAAGUCCCUGGCCACCGCCGCUCAGCUGCUCCUCAAAGGAGCCGAGAAACUCAGCAAGUCUGUGGCGGAGAACCAGGAGAACCGCAGGCAGCGGGACUUCAACUCGGAGCUGCUGCGCCUUCGCUCCCAGUGGAAGCUCCGCAAAGUGGGCGACAAGAUCCUGGGAGACCUGAGCUACCGGAGCGCAGGUUCUCUCUUUCCUCAUCACGGAACCUUCGAGGUGAUCAAGAACACCGACAUCGAUCUGGACAAGAAGAUCCCCGAAGACUACUGUCCUCUGGACGUGCAGAUCCCCAGUGACCUGGAGGGCUCGGCCUACAUCAAAGUCUCCAUACAGAAACAGGCUCCAGAUAUCGGUGACCUCGGAACCAUCAACCUGUUCAGGAGAACACAGAAACCCAAAGCUGGCGCCCAGCCGUGGCACGUGAAGCUGGAGGCGGCGCAGAACGUGCUGCUGUGUAAGGAGAUCUUCGCCCAGCUGUCCAGGGAGGCGGUGCAGAUCCGGGCCCAGAUCCCCCACAUCGUGGUCAAGAACCAGAUCAUCUCUCAGCCCUUCCCAGGGCUGCAGCUGUCCAUCUCGCUGUGCCACUCCACCGCAGACAAGAAGAACAGCCGCUCGUCUCCAGAGAGGACCAAGCCGGACGACCACCUGUACGUCCUGGAGCACAACCUGCACCAGAUGAUGAGAGAGUUCCACAAGCAGCAGCUGAGCUCCGUGGUGAUGCCUCGUCCCGCCAGCGCCCCCUUUGGCCACAAGCGCCUGCGCCUGGCCGGACCGCUGGCCUACGACAAGGCGGAGAUCUCGGGCCUGCAGCAGAGCGAGGGGCUGCUGGAGAAGAUCAUCAAGCAGGCCAAGCACAUCUUCCUCCGCAGCAGGACGGCCAAGACCAUCGAUGGCCUGGCCAGUCGCAUCGAGGACCCUCAGAUCCAGGCUCACUGGUCCAACAUCAACGACGUGUUUGAGUCCAGCGUGAAGGUUCUGAUCACCUCGCAGGGCUACGAGCAGAUCUGCAAGUCCAUCCAGCUGCAGCUGAACAUCGGGGUGGAGCAGAUCCGGGUGGUCCACAGAGAUGGACGUGUGGUCAGUCUGUCCCACCAGGAGCAGGAGCUGCAGGACUUCCUCCUGUCUCAGAUGUCGCAGCACCAGGUGCACGCCGUGCAGCAGCUGGCCAAGGUCAUGGGCUGGCACGUCCUGAGCUUCAGCAACCACGUGGGCCUCGGCGCCGUGGAGAGCAUCGGCAACGCCUCCGCCGUCACUGUGGCGUCCCCCAACGGAGAGUACGCCAUCUCCGUGCGUAACGGUCCGGAGAGCGGUUGCAAAGUUCUGGUCCAGUUCCCGCGCAGCCAAACCAAAGAGCUGCCGAAGAGCGACGUCAUCCAGGAGGCCAAGUGGAGCCACCUGAGGGGGCCGUACAAGGAGGUGCAGUGGAGCCGCAUGGAGGGGCGCAACUUCGUCUACAAGAUGGAGCUGCUGAUGGCCGCACUCACUCCCUGUCCUUAGAGCGUCACUUCCUGUUCUCAAAGCUUCACUUCCUGUCCCCAGAGCUUCACUUCCUGUUCUCAAAGCUUCACUUCCUGUCCCCAGAGCUUCACUUCCUGUCCCCAGAGCUUCACUUCCUGUUCUCAAAGCUUCACUUCCUGUCCCCAGAGCUUCACUUCCUGUCCCCAGAGCUUCACUCACCAGGAACUGAACUUGCUUCCUGAGCUCUGCUGUUCAAUCUGACUUCUUUUUAAUUCGUUUUACAUCCAACAGUUUUCUACAAAAUAAAAAGACAUCUGAGAAUGUCUCUGCUG
Salarias fasciatus (jewelled blenny) is the source of this 2404-nucleotide messenger RNA. It is a transcript of the gene med17, whose product is annotated as mediator complex subunit 17. The transcript has 13 exons. The record is from RefSeq and is a predicted model, not a curated record. Gene Ontology annotation, molecular function: transcription coregulator activity. Gene Ontology annotation, biological process: regulation of transcription by RNA polymerase II. The coding region runs from base 162 to 2111 and encodes 649 amino acids. NCBI's taxonomy places the organism in Eukaryota, Metazoa, Chordata, Actinopteri, Blenniiformes, Blenniidae. Gene Ontology annotation, cellular component: mediator complex; core mediator complex.